This is a messenger RNA of Oncorhynchus kisutch (coho salmon), 1634 nucleotides long. RefSeq names its product opsin 4xa (gene opn4xa). The transcript has 9 exons. The record is from RefSeq and is a predicted model, not a curated record. Gene Ontology annotation, molecular function: G protein-coupled receptor activity. NCBI's taxonomy places the organism in Eukaryota, Metazoa, Chordata, Actinopteri, Salmoniformes, Salmonidae. Gene Ontology annotation, biological process: visual perception; G protein-coupled receptor signaling pathway. Bases 9 to 1634 code for a protein of 541 amino acids. Gene Ontology annotation, cellular component: membrane.
UGUCAGGCAUGGACAACAUGGACCGAGGUUUCUUCCGGAAGGUGGAUGUGCCAGACCACGCUCAUUACAUCGUGGCCUGCUUUGUCGUGGUGAUUGGAGCAGUAGGGGUCGGUGGGAACGCCCUGGUGAUGUACGCCUUCUUCAGUAACAAGAAGCUUCGGACGCCUCCCAACUAUUUCAUCAUGAACCUGGCAGUGAGUGACUUCCUCAUGGCCGUCACACAGUCCCCCAUUUUCUUUGUCAACUGUCUCUACAAGGAGUGGGUGUUUGGAGAAACAGGCUGUAAGAUGUAUGCCUUCUGUGGGGCCUUAUUUGGGAUCACCUCCAUGAUCAACCUGCUGGCUAUCUCCAUUGACCGCUACAUCGUCAUCACCAAGCCCCUGCAGGCCCUCCACUGGACCUCUAAACGCCGCACCUCCGUCGUCAUCGUCAUAGUCUGGCUCUACUCGCUGGCCUGGAGCCUGGCGCCUCUCCUGGGGUGGAGUUCCUAUAUCCCGGAGGGCCUGAUGACAUCCUGUACGUGGGAUUAUGUGACCUCCACACCAGCCAAUAGGAGCUACACUCUAAUGCUAUGCGUCUUUGUGUUCUUCAUCCCUCUGGGUAUCAUCUCUUACUGCUACCUCUGCAUGUUCCUGGCCAUACGCACCGGUAGUAGAGACAUGGAGAAGCUGGGCAGUCAGGUAAGGAAGUCCACCCUGAUCCAGCAGCAGUCCAUCAAGACUGAGUGGAAGCUGGCCAAGAUUGCCUUUGUAGUCAUCAUCGUGUAUGUGAUGUCCUGGUCUCCCUACGCCUGCGUCACCCUCAUCGCCUGGGCUGGCUAUGGAAGUGCCCUCAGUCCCUACUCCAAGGCCGUCCCUGCUGUCAUAGCCAAAGCCUCAGCCAUCUAUAACCCCUUCAUCUAUGCCAUCAUCCACUCCAAAUACCGAGACACUCUGGCAGAGAAGGUUCCCUGUCUGCACUGCCUGGCCCAGACCCCUAGGAAGGACUUUAUCUCUGUGUCCAACAGUGAGUCCUCCUUCAGGGACUCCAUGCUCAGCAGACAGUCCUCCACCUCCAGGACAAAGUUCCAUAGAGUGUCCUCUAUGUCCACCGGAGACACAAUGAGGAGUGAUGUCGAGCUGGACCCCAUGGACCAGCAGGGCCAGUCUCUGAGAAUCAGCCACUCCUCUGGAGCUCUGAGGGUGAAGGAGUGCAGACAGUCAUCCCAGCAGCGGGCCAAGAUAAGGAACAGCAACAGUCAGGAAAAGUGUGAGAGGGGCUCACUGAGCAGCUGUGACCACGACCUGGUGUCUGAAUCUGUCAACAUGGCCACCGUGCCCCUCCUUAUGACCAGAGAGGAGGCUGGAGAGGGGUGGCAGGAGCAGGACAAGGAGAAGACCCAGGACAGAGUCCCCCAGUCAGCCCUUGAGGUGGAGCCAGCCUCACCCCCUAGGAUCCCCAGGACCCUGAUCCACAACAAACACAGACACUCUAAUGUUUCCCAGAUCAUCAUCAUCCCCUCGUCAGAGACGACGGGGGACUAUAAGGGGGAGGAGCAUGGAGCACAGUCCCGUGAGAAGAACUUGCUACUGGGCCUGCAGAGUUUAAACUGCUCCACUGAACUGCUGGAGUCGGUAGAGAAAUUCCUCUCCUGA